AUGUCUAUCCAGAAUCUACACACCCGUGACCCCUUUGCCGAGGCCGAGGCCGACGCGGCUGCCAUUCAGGCCCGGCCCGUGCACAUCCGACUGCAGCAAAGGAAUGGCGGCAGGACCAUCACCACGGUCCAGGGCCUGUCCUCGGGCUACGACCUCAAGAAGGUGGUCCGCUGCUGCAAGAAGGAGUUCGCCUGCAACGGCACUCUGCUCGAGUCCCCGGAGUACGGCCCAGUCAUCCAGCUGCAGGGCGAUCACCGCUUGAAGAUCCAUCAAUGGCUGACCAAGAUGCAGUUGGCCAGCUCCGAUCAGCUGAAGGUCUGCGGCUUGUGA
Drosophila persimilis is the source of this 330-nucleotide messenger RNA. RefSeq names its product eukaryotic translation initiation factor eIF1. NCBI's taxonomy places the organism in Eukaryota, Metazoa, Arthropoda, Insecta, Diptera, Drosophilidae. Gene Ontology annotation, biological process: translational initiation. Gene Ontology annotation, cellular component: eukaryotic 43S preinitiation complex. The transcript has a single exon. The coding region runs from base 1 to 330 and encodes 109 amino acids. Gene Ontology annotation, molecular function: translation initiation factor activity; ribosomal small subunit binding; RNA binding. The record is from RefSeq and is a predicted model, not a curated record.